This is a messenger RNA of Coregonus sp. 'balchen', 18408 nucleotides long. The record is from the annotation of a GenBank genome assembly. Lineage: Eukaryota; Metazoa; Chordata; Actinopteri; Salmoniformes; Salmonidae.
AUGGCAGGAAAUCCGAGGAGAGGCGCGGGUCUCAUCGGCUUGAUGAAGGACGCAUUUCAGCCCAAUCACCAGCCUCUCCAGCCUCCCCAACCUGCGGUGGUAGACAAGAAAAUGGUGGAGAAAUGCUGGAAACUAAUGGAUAAGGUAGGUAACAAGCCAUCUAAUUUCCUCAGGUCUUAUGGUAAGUGCAUUUGAAGGGUAGUGCAAUUGUCUAUUUAAAUAGCCAGAAUAGGCGUUAUUACUGCCACUUCUAGUGUGUGUGGUACACAUUCAGUGGACAGGGAGCCAUGUAUUAUGUUCAACAUAGGAGGGCCAAGCACAGGAAGUAGCUCUUUCAGUAGUUUAGUUGGAAUAGGGUCCAGUAUGUAGCUUGAAGGUUUAGAGACAUGACCAUUUUCAUGAAUGUGUCAAGAGAUGUAGGUUUAAAAACAUGAGUGUCUCCAUUGAUCCUAGGUCAUGGCAGUUUGUGCAGACUCAGGACAGCUGAGCUUUGGAGAAAUACGCAGAUUCAAAGAGGAUUCCGUAAUUUGCUUUCUAAUGAUCGUGAUCUUUUCGUCGAAUACCUGCUGUUUUCAACUCUCUUUCAACCUGCUAUUUCAACCUCAAAAUGCCCUGCUAUGAAAAGCCAAGUGACAUUUACUCCUGAUGUACUGACCUGUUGCAACCUCUACAACCACUGUGAUUAUUGUUUGACCCUGCUGGUCAUCUAUGAACGUUUGAACGUCUUGGAGAAAAUCUGGCCUUAAUAGCCACCCUGCUUCUACAUCUGCAUUGCUUGCUGUUUGGGGUUUUAGGUUGGGUUUCUGUAUAGCACUUUGUGACAUCUGCUGAUGUAAAAAGGGCUUUAUGAAUACAUUUGAUUGAAUACUCAAAAUAUGAAAUGCAAGGUUUGCAAAUGUCCAUAGUGUAGUAAUAGCAAAACAAUAGCAAAACAAUAGGACAGUGUGACAAGUCAAUACUAUUUAUUCUGCAAAAUGAAGGUAACAUAUUCAGGCAUUUCUUUAUUGGUCUGCAUUUUUUAUUUAUAAAAUGGGCUCCAAUACAUUGUUCCCCAAAUGGCCACAAUUUCCAAGUAUGCUGAUUGGGCUAUUUUGACUUCAGCAGAGUGUACAAGUUGUCUAUUCAGUUUCACAACAAAGUGUGAUGAACUAACCAUCAAGUGGUUAUUACAUUAUUCCUCUUUUGCUUCCUCACAAGCGUACCUGAUCCCUGUGUCUAAUGGCCUAUUCAGCUAUUACAACAAUACCAAGUAGCCCUAAAAGGUAUUAUUUUGUCAUGUAUUUUACAUUUGACACAACCUCAAGAAAUGAUAGGCCUACAAAAUGGUAUGUUCCCUUUCCUACUGCUGGUGUGGUAAAAAUAUACUAUUGUGAAUAAUAUUUUCUACAAAUCAAAUUAUAUUGGUUGGGUACACUUAUUUUGCAGCUGUUAUGGCGGGUGUAGCGAAGUGCUUAUGAACAAAGAUGAUAAGGACUACUUGGUGUACUUUCAAAAAGGACAGUUGAGACAAUAACACGGUACUGGCUAGGCCUGGUUGUGUGAACCAGCUGAAUUAUAAACAUCAACCAGACUGAAAAUAAUUAAAUUAGCCACAAGCAGGAGCCACAAUGUAAAGUUUUGAUUUUCCACUUGCCCGUAAAUAUCCAGGUCACUCAUACCCCAAAUGUACUCACACUGGUGUGUUUGUCAUGAUAAGUCCUGCCUGGUUCUCCUGUCCCCUCCAUUCAAAUACACUACUGGUCAAAAGUUUUAGAACACCUACUCAUUCAAGGGUUUUUCUUUUAUUUGUACUAUUUUCUACAUUGUAGAAUAAUAGUGAAGACACAAACUAUAAAAUAACACAUAUGGAAUCAUGUAGUAACCAAAAAAGUGUUUUUUCAAAUAGCAACCCUUUGCCUUGAUGACAACUUUGCACAAUCUCUCAACCAGCUUCACCUGGAAUGCUUUUCCAAUAGUCUUGAAGGAGUUCCCACAUAUGCUGAGCACUUGUUGGCUGCCUUUCCUUCACUCUGCGGUCUGACUCAUCCCAAACCAUCUAAAUUGGGUUGAGGUCGGGGGAUUGUGGAGGCCAGGUCAUCUGAUGCAGCACUCCAUCACUCUCCUUCUUGGUCAAAUAGCCCUUACACAGCCUGGAGGUGUGUUGGGUCAUUGUCCUGUUGAAAAACAAAUGAUAGUCCCACUUAGCCCAAACCAGAUGGGAUGGCGUAUCGCUGCAGAAUGCUGUGGUAGCCAUGCUGGUUAAGUGUGCCUUGAAUUCUAAAUAAAUCACCAGCAAAGCACCCCCACACCAUAACCAAGACUUUUGUAUUUUUGACUUUAUGUUUUGUUUACCCCAUAUGUUACUCUGUGUUGUUGUUUUUAUAGCACUGCUUUGCUUUAUCUUGGCCAGGUCGCAGUUGUAAAUGACAACUUGUUCUCAACUGGCUUACCUGGUUAAAUAAAGGUGAAAUAAAAUAAAAAAUAAUACCACCUCCUCCAUGCUUUAUGGUGGGAACUACACAUGCGGAGUUCAUCCGUUCACCCACACCGCGUCUCACAAAGACACAGCGGUUGGAUCCAAACAUCUCAAAUUUGGACUCCAGACGAAAGGACACAUUUCCACCGGUCUAAUGUCCAUUGCUCGUGUUUCUUGGCCCAAGCAAGUCUCUUCUUAUUAUUGGUGUCCUUUAGUAGUGGUUUCUUUGCAGCAAUUCGACCAUGAAUGCCUGAUUCACACAGUCCCCUCUUAACAGUUGAUGUUGAGUUGUGUCUGUUACUUGAAUUCCAUGAAGCAUUUAUUUGGGCUGCAAUUUCUGAGGCUGGUAACUCUAAUGAACGUAUCCUCUGCAGCAGAGGUAACUCUGGGUCUUCCAUUCCUGUGGCGGUCCUCAUGAGAGCCAGUUUCAUCAUAGUGCUUGAUGGUUUUUGCAACUGCACUUGAAGAAACUUUCAACGUUUUUGAAAUGUUCCGUAUUGACUGGCCUUCAUGUCUUAAAGUAAUGAUGGACUGUCAUUUCUCUUUGCUUAUUUGAGCUGUUCUUGCCAUAAUAUGGACUUGGUCUUUUACCAAAUAGGACUAUCUUCUGUAUAACCCCCCACCUUGUCACAACACAACUGAUUGGCUCAAACGCAUUAAGAAGGAAAGAAAUUCCACAUAUUAACUUUUUAAGAAGGCACACCUGUUAAUUGAAAUGCAUUCCAAGUGACUACCUCAUGAAGCUGGUUGAGAGAAUGCCAAGAGUGUGCAAAGCUGUCAUCAAGGCAAAGGGUGGCUACUUUGAAGAAUCUCAAAUAUAAGAUAUAUUUUGAUUUGUUUAACACUUUUUUGGUUACUACAUGAUUCCAUAUGUUAUUUCAUAGUUUUGAUGUCUUCACUAUUAUUCUACAAUGUAGAAAAUAGUAAAAAUAAAGAAAAACCCUUGAAUGAGUAGGUGUUCUAAAACUUUUGACGAUAGUGUAUAUCUGUUUAUCUUCCCUAUUCAUGCAGUCUGCCCACACAACAAUGAUAGAACAUAUUAUCAUAAAUCGUUGAAGCCUGAAAAAACACAAAUACACCUGCAUCUGUAUCCUGUUUUAAUUCCAUCCCAGUGUUAGAGUUAGCAUGAUUUUACUAGUGACAAUUUCAGUUCUUGUAAUAUCUAGGGCUAGACUUUCUCUCCUAACCACGUACCUUUUAGCAAUUAUAACAUAGACAAAAUGUGUUUUUGUCUUGACAAAGAUCAAGUGUUGACAUAGCCCAUACGUAAACUGAUGCAGAAAAAACAAGAAAUGAAAACAUUUUUACGUUUUAAUGUAGGCAAUUUCUCACAGAUACAUGUUGGAGAAACACGUCCAGGUUCCUCUGACCUCGUCUCACCCUCCCUUUCCCACGCAGGUGGUGCGUCUCUGCCAGAACCCUAAGGUGGCCCUGAAGAACAGCCCCCCCUACAUCCUGGACCUGCUGCCAGACACCUACCAGCACCUCCGCACCAUCCUGUCCCGCUACGAGGGCAAGAUGGAGACUCUCGGGGAGAACGAGUACUUCCGGGUGGUGAUGGAGAACCUGACCAAUAAGAUCAAGCAGACCAUGAGCUUGUUCAAGGAGGCAAAGGAGCGCAUGUAUGAGGAGAACUCUCAGCCCAGGUAAAAUGGAGGAGGAUAUUGAGCCUGCUGGGUGCUAGUCUGUUUCUGCUUUAGCCAACUUGUUGUUGUUCAGCUUUAAGGCUAGAACCAAACUUGAAAAGUAGGCCUAGGGGUUCCUAUCAAAGGUUUCCUUUCUCGUUAUCAAAGUGACUGGUAUGUCUUAUUUUCGAAGUGAUUUCGACCACUUGCGGGGAAGUAUAAGAGCAUUUAUGCAUGUCUCAGCAGUGUUAACCUCCUCUUGAGUGAAGCUUCAAAACAGGAACACCCUGGUGGGAGAUGGUGUGUGAUCAGUGUUUUGAAUCUCUUCCAAGAAACUACCCCACACCUCAAACCAAUGUUCCAUGAAUUAAGCACAGGUUCUGUUAUUUGCAAUGAUUUGUAGCCAUUUCCACAUGAAAAAAGACUAGAAAAUAGGAAUUGGACAUUUUCGUUAUUUAGUUGCAGCUAACAUUGUUUACAUUUACAUUACAUUUUACAUUUGAGUCAUUUAGCAGACGCUCUUAUCCAGAGCGACUUACAGUUAGUGAAUACAUAUUUUUGUAUACUGGCCCCCCGUGGGAAUCGAACCCACAACCCUGGCGUUGCAAACGCCAUGCUCUAUCAACUGAGCUACAUCCCUGCCGGCCAUUCCCUCCCCUACCCUGGACGACGCUGGGCCAAUUGUGCGCCGCCCAUGUUUAAAGCUAAGUGAACCGGUGAGGAGUUAUGCAAGAACCACUAGGCUAAAUGAUGAACAUAUCUUUUUAGGGUAUAUUUCCUCUUUUACUCAAAAAGACACUGCUAAGCUAAAAACCCAUCCUGUUUACUUUACAGCGUUCAGUGAAGCAAUCAUAGAACUAUAACUAUUUUAGUUCUGUGAAAGCAAUGAUGCUAUCAGUGAUUCUUCUGACUCACAAGUAGCACAAAUGCAUGAGCCAUAAUAGGAAACUGACGUGCUAGUACUCGUAUAUAAAAUGAAAUAGUUUGAUUGGGGAAAAUGUUUUCUCUUAAUGUGACUAUCUUCUAAACUAGUAUUCAGAGGAAUGUAAAAUAAAUUGUUUAGCCCCUGUGUAAACUUUAGUGGUCUAAAGAGGUAAACCCACCAGGCGGUCUCCAGCAUAUACAGUGGGGGAAAAAAGUAUUUAGUCAGCCACCAAUUGUGCAAGUUCUCCCACUUAAAAAGAUGAGAGAGGCCUGUAAUUUUCAUCAUAGGUACACGUCAACUAUGACAGACAAAAUGAGAUUUUUUUUCUCCAGAAAAUCACAUUGUAGGAUUUUUAAUGAAUUUAUUUGCAAAUCAUGGUGGAAAAUAAGUAUUUGGUCAAUAACAAAAGUUUCUCAAUACUUUGUUAUAUACCCUUUGUUGGCAAUGACAGGUCAAACGUUUACUGUAAGUCUUCACAAGACGUUUUCACACACUGUUGCUGGUAUUUUGGCCCAUUCCUCCAUGCAGAUCUCCUCUAGAGCAGUGAUGUUUUGGGGCUGUCGCUGGGCAACACAGACUUUCAACUCCCUCCAAAUAUUUUCUAUGGGGUUGAGAUCUGGAGACUGGCUAGGCCACUCCAGGACCUUGAAAUGCUUCUUACGAAGCCACUCCUUCGUUGCCCGGGCGGUGUGUUUGGGAUCAUUGUCAUGCUGAAAGACCCAGCCACGUUUCAUCUUCAAUGCCCUUGCUGAUGGAAGGAGGUUUUCACUCAAAAUCUCACGAUACAUGGCCCCAUUCAUUCUUUCCUUUACACGGAUCAGUCAUCCUGGUCCCUUUGCAGAAAAACAGCCCCAAAGCAUGAUGUUUCCACCCCCAUGCUUCACAGUAGGUAUGGUGUUCUUUGGAUGCAACUCAGCAUUCUUUGUCCUCCAAACACGACGAGCUGAGUUUUUACCAAAAAGUUAUAUUUUGGUUUCAUCUGACCAUAUGACAUUCUCCCAAUCCUCUUCUGGAUCAUCCAAAUGCACUCUAGCAAACUUCAGACGGGCCUGGACAUGUACUGGCUUAAGCAGGGGGACACAUCUGGCACUGCAGGAUUUGAGUCCCUGGCGGCGUAGUGUGUUACUGAUGGUAGGCUUUGUUACUUUGGUCCCAGCUCUCUGCAGGUCAUUCACUAGGUCCCCCCGUGUGGUUCUGGGAUUUUUGCUCACCGUUCUUGUGAUCAUUUUGACCCCACGGGGUGAGAUCUUGCGUGGAGCCCCAGAUCGAGGGAGAUUAUCAGUGGUCUUGUAUGUCUUCCAUUUCCUAAUAAUUGCUCCCACAGUUGAUUUUUUCAAACCAAGCUGCUUACCUAUUGCAGAUUCAGUCUUCCCAGCCUGGUGCAGGUCUACAAUUUUGUUUCUGGUGUCCUUGACAGCUCUUUGGUCCUGGCCAUAGUGGAGUUUGGAGUGUGACUGUUUGAGGUUGUGGACAGGUGUCUUUUAUACUGAUAACAAGUUCAAACAGGUGCCAUUAAUACAGGUAACGGGUGGAGGGCAGAGGAGCCUCUUAAAGAAGACGUUACAGGUCUGUGAGAGCCAGAAAUCUUGCUUGUUUGUAGGUGACCAAAUACUUAUUUUCCACCAUAAUUUGCAAAUAAAUUCAUAAAAAAUCCUACAAUGUGAUUUUCUGGAUUUUUUUUCCUCCGUUUGUCUGUCAUAGUUGACGUGUACCUAUGAUGAAAAUUACAGGCCUCUCAUCUUUUUAAGUGGGAGAACUUGCACAAUUGGUGGCUGACUAAAUACGUUUUUUCCUCACUGUACCACCACACAUGCAUUGCAGCAGAUGACACUUCUAAGAACCUCAUCACACUUUCUUACAACUGAAUGGGUGAGCAAGUAAGAUGAACGGAAUUGAAUCAAACGCAAUCGCUUCUUUAUUGCGCUUUCCCUUUGAUCGCCUGUAGUGAAUACUCCAGUUGGUAUUGCAUACCAAUCCCCACUCAAAGGUGUUGCUUUAGUAGACUAAAGUGUAUUUAGUAUCCAAUACCAAUCAUAAGCGACUAGGCUUAUACUGCCUAGCCUAAAUGUUUGACCAGGGGGUGCCAAAGUCAAAAAAUGCAUUACCAUUGGUCAACCUCAGGGAUAUUAGGUUUGUUUGAGGACCUGAUUUGCUAAGAUGAGAUAUAAGAACUUUUCUCCAUAGGCGAAACCUGACCAAGCUGUCACUGAUAUUCAGCCACAUGCUGGCUGAGCUAAAAGCCAUCUUUCCCAAUGGCUUAUUCCAAGGAGACAACUUCCGCAUCACCAAAGCUGACGCCGCUGAGUUCUGGAGGAGGUCUUUUGGUGAUAAGUGAGUUUGUUUUUGUCUCCUUUCAUUAUAUAAAAUGUCCUUAGUUGGGAUGCCGUAUUUACAAAAGGGGUUCAAAUGAAACUAAAACGCUUACCCAAAAACAUGCCUGGGGAUAAUUACUACUUUUGUAUCACUAAACGCUUUCCCCUCUGUAGGACCAUUGUUCCAUGGAGGACGUUCCGCCAGGCUCUUCAUGAGUUCCACCCCAUCAGCUCAGGCCUGGAGGCCAUGGCUCUCAAGUCUACCAUCGACCUCACCUGCAACGACUACAUCUCCGUCUUCGAGUUUGACAUCUUCACCAGGCUCUUCCAGGUAAUGAUUUGCAUGUAUUUGUAUUUAAGUUUCUCAAACUCAAGUAAUGAUGAUGAUGGAUGGGUUUCUAUAACGCUUUUCCAGGUGCCUAAAACACUUUAAAUGGAAUGGGGGAACUCAACUCAUUCACUACCAAAAUAGUUUUACACCCCUUCCAACACCAAUAUAUAGGGAAUGUACUUUCACUGCUCCCAAUUCCCAUUCCUGACCCACUCACUAUCAUAUUACUUUGGAUGAGAGUGUCUGCUAAAUGAAUACAAGGUCACUUACAGUAAGUGUAUUCAGGACCACUUACUCUAACAUUGUCAUCAUAUUCAUAAAUAAGUAACCACCCUAAAUAACUUGCUUCUCUGCUAUUGGAGCUUUCCAAAAAUGGAUGUAGCAACUAAGGAUUCUAGCUUUAAGCACGACAGCAACAUAGUACCUUUUACAGUCACAAAAUUAUUUUCUCUCUGGGGUGCCAAAUGUGUAGAAAGUUCACUGUAGAAGUUAACAAACCUGUUGGGGGUGGCUAAGAAAAGGCCUGCGACACCAUUGUGUGGGUGGUUAAUUUCAACCAUGGGUACCUUUUUAUUCCAUCUGAGGCCAUAAGGACAUGUGAGUGCAGAGGUACAGACAGCUGCUCUAUCAUUAUUUAGGGUGGGGUGGUUAAAGUACACUCAGUACGUCCUCUAUUGGAGGUAUCCCAACUGGGCGUGGCCUUUACAGUAGUUCCCUCGACUGUGUGUGCACAGAGGCCACAAGUGUUGCCAUAGCCUGACUCCGGGCAGUCUGAAACCAAAAUGACUUCCUCAAAUUAGCCCUGAGAAUUGAACUGGAGAUGCCUGUAAAUGUUUAACCAAUGUAGCUUGUAGUGCAGCAGUGGUUACCAGCCAGUGGCCCUGGAGAGCUACUGGGUAUGCAGGCUUUUGUUGCAGCCCACCACUAACACAUCAGCUUGAACUAAUAAUAAAUUAAUCAUCAAGACAUUGAGCUGAUUUAGAGCUGGGCUGGAACAAAAUCAUGCACGCCCUGUAGCUCUCCAGACCAUGGUUGAUGACCACUGUUGUAGUAAAUAUCAGGUGAAGAACCAAAUCAAAUGUAUUUAUAAAGCCCUUUUUACAUUAGCAGAUGUCAUAAAGGGCUUAUACAGAACCCAGCCUAAAACCCAAACGGCAAGCAAAGCAGAUGUAGAAGCACGGUGGCUAGGAAAAACGACCUAGAAAGGCAGGAACCAAGGAAGAAACCCAGAGAGUAACCAGGCUCUGAGGGGUGGCCAGUCCUCUUCUUGCUGUGCCGGGUGUAGAUUAUAAGAGUACAUGGCCAUUAAGGCCAGAUCGUUCUUCAAGAUGACCAGCAGGGUCAAAUAAUAAUCAGUGGUUGUAGAGGGUGCAUCUCAGGAGUAAAUGUCACUUGGCUUUUAAUAGCCGAACAUUCAGAGGUUGAGACAGCAGGUGCGGGAGGGAGGGAGAGGGUCCGGGACAAGGUAGCACGUCCGGUGAACAGGUCAGGUUUCCAUAGGCACAGGCGAAACAGCAGAAACUGGGUCAGCAGCACGACCAGGUGGACUGGGGACGGGGGCAGCCGGGAGUCAUCAGGCCAGAUGGUCCUAGGGCUCAGGUCCUCCGGGAGGGUAGAGAAAGAUGGGAGAAUUAGAGGGAGGAUACUUAAAUUCACACAGGACACCAGAUAAGACAGGAGCAUUUCACCAGAUAGGACAGACUAGCCCUAGCCCCCCGGCACAUAGACUAUUGCAGAAUAGAUACUGAAGGCUGAGACGGGGGGUCGGGGGACACUGUGGCCCUGUCCGACGAUACCCCCGGUACAGGGCCAACCAGGCAGGAUAUAACCCCAUCCACUUUGCCAAAGCACAGCCCCCACACCACUAGAGGGAUAUCAACAGACCACCAACUAGGACUGUGGCGGUCAUGAAAUGUUGUCAGCCGGUGAUUGUCAAGCAAACUGCCGGUCUCACGGUAAUUGACCGUUAAUUAACAUAAACACAUUUAGCAUCUCCUGGCUUCCACACAUAGCCUACAAGCCACUAAUGAAGACCUUUGGAACAUCUACAUUUUAGUCUAAUAAAUCCAUGUAACACCAUCACAAGAAAUCCAUUAUUUAUUUUAAACAGGCCUAAAGAAACAUGAUAUGAAGAAAAUGUAGUUUAUUUCAGAAGAACAGUAUAGCACAAUCUGAGUUGUCCUUAUGUUAGGCCCUGAUCUGGCUAUGCCAUAUGGCUGUGGGCUACACUAGUUCAUUUAGCAGACAAGAUUUGCUUAGAAUUCCGUUGCAUUAUUUUAUAUUAUUUUAUAUUAUGAAGAAUACAAUUGAACAUAGCUGAAUAAAAUAGAAAGGAUAUUUUCUCCAAACAAUUUGAGGGAGUGUGCACAUGCGGCUAUUCUGUGAUUAGCAGUUAACAAAGACACAGGUACUCCUAUAUGCUUAAUUUAUAGUUAUUUAUGUAACUUUAGUUGUGAUAUAAAUGUUGGGCUAUAUGUUUAGAUUUUUAAUAAUAGUUAGCUGCAUGAUGUGACUAAUGAUGAUUUGAAAAAAGUCGCAUGAAAGGCAUGACCUCUGCUUUGUUUUUUGCGCAGGCUGUACACACUUCAUCAGUCUCUCAUUCACAAUUUGACAAGCACUUGAUAAUGCCUCAAUUUUCCGGCUGCAUCCCCUUUUGGGUGGCCUUAAUGCCCCCUAAAAACAUCCAUGCCUUCUGCGGCCAGUGCCCGUUGUGCCCUUAGGCUGAAUAUAAUAAUUAUAAUGAGCUUCUCCCGGCUGCGUGCCGAAGCACCUCUCACUCACAUGGCUCUCCGUCAUGUGAUCGGAUCUUUCUCAUAGGCUGCAAGGGAAGACCGACACAUCUGGGACACAACUGCGCGCGUCCUUAUCCAAUUCCGAGGUGCAUAUUGAAGAUAUUGGAAGAACUGUCCACAUUUACUUUUCGUCAGCCAACAAGAUGAGUAGGCCUAACGAACAGCAAAAGCACUAGCCUAUGUCAAUCUACUAUCCCCUAUAGUACAAAAGUUGACCUACUCUAUUAUGUGCGAGAAAAUAAAUAUUCCAAACAUAGUCUGGGACAGUUGUUGUGGGAUGCGAUCAGUGGUGUAAAGUACUUAAGGAAAAAUACUUUAAAGUACUACUUAAGUCGUUUUUUUUGGUAUCUGUACUUUACUAUUUAUAUUUUUGACUACUUUUACUUUUACUUCACUACAUUCCUAAAUAAAAUAAUGUACUUUUUACUCCAUACAUUUUCCCUGACACCCAAAAGUACUCGUUCCAUUUUUAAUGCAUAGCAGGACAGGAAAAUGGUCCAAUUAAUGCACAAAUCAAGAGAACAUCCCUGGUCAUCCCUACUGCCUCUGAUCUGGCAGACUCACAAAACACAAAUGCUUCGUUUGUAAAUUAUGUCUGAGUGUUUGAGUGUGCCCCUGGCUAUCCGUAAAUUAAAAAGAUUUGCUUAAUAUAAGGAAUUUGAAACGAUUUAUGCCUUUACUUUUGAUACUUAAGUAUAUUUUAGCAAUUACAUUUACUUUUGAUACUUAAGUAUAUUUAAAACCAAAUACUUUUAGACUUUUACUCAAGUAGUAUUUUACUGGGUGACUUUCACUUUUACUUGAGUCAUUUUCUUUUAAAUUAUCUUUACUUUCACUCAAGUAUGACAAUUGGGUACUUUUUACACCACUGGAUGCGAUAGAUCCCAAAUUAAUACAACCACUAGCAUCAAUAAACCUGUUUUUAAGCAAUGAGCCUGAUGCAACAGAUGAGAACGUUUAGCUUAAAAUGUUGAUAAACUAUUAGGCUAUUUCUUCACAUUAUAAGCGCAGCAAUGCGCACACGGCAGUAGGCUAUAAGCGCGAAUGUUCCAUUAGCAGGAAAACACCAUUCUCAAAAGUGACCACAAAUGCGAAUAUGCAUGUAUUGCUUUUAUUAUAAAGGUGCAUUUAUAUGGUGAAAAUUAUCUUCCCCAAACUUGAAACUCAUGCACUGCGUAUGCAUGCCAUUUAGGCUCUACACCCAUUGUAAAGCGUAUUAAUGUGCUUUGUUUUAAAAGUUAUUUGGCCACUUUAGUUGUGAUACAAACCUUAUCAAAACAUAUAGGCCUAUGGGCUAGGCUACAUGAGCUAUGAUUAGGAAAAAGCCUCAAAAAUAAUAAUGUGCUCUUUGCCUUAAGCUGGGCAUCAUUCACAAGUGAUAAUAUAUUAUUCACAAGUGAUAGGCUAAUAUUGUCACCCAUCACACUGUUCUUGAUUUAAUAUUGUCUUUACAUAUACUAAAUAAUAUAUGUGUGAAAUUUGUUUUGAUUUAGAAUGGACUAUUAUCAUGCACCUGUCUCGAAACAGGGGCAACGGAAAAAAAUACAUGUCAUCUAUGCACUUAAAUAGCGAAUAGAGGACGCUUUUCACAUGGGUAAUUUUCAUCCCAGUCAGGUAGGCUCAAUGUCCUUAAUAUUAGGAAAGUUGAGAAAUGAAUAUAGUAGGCCUAGCCUAUAGAAAGCAGAUGGGAUCCUCCUCUUUUUAAGAGGUCAUCACUCUGUUCACACGCAAUUGCAUAGCCUAUAGAAAUGUUGAGCAAAAUGAGCUCAUGGGCUCUCAUGAAGUGUUUGAUUUAGAUUUCCGAUUACAUUUGCAUUGAUGUCAGAGUGAUUAGCGGGACAAUAGAGUGCUAAGUACCAGGCAGUUAGCAAGUUUGGUAGGCUACCACAUUUACAUUUUAGUCAUUUAGCAGACGCUCUUAUCCAGAGAGACUUACAGUUAGUGAGUGCAUACAUUUUUCAUACUGGCCCCCCGUGGGAAACGAACCCACAACCCUGGCGUUGCAAGCGCCAUGCUCUACCAACUGAGCUACAGGGGACCCUGUAAUGACCAUCAGCAGCAUCAGAGCUUGGAGAAGCCUAAUUACCGUGACUAAGCGGUCACGUGGAAUUUGACUGUCAUGACUCGUGACAGCCGGUGUGGCGGUAAUACGGUCACUGUAACAGCCCUACCACCAACUUACUACCCUGAGACAAGACUGAGUAUAGCCCACGAAGAUCUCCUCCACCGCACAAGCCCGAGGGGGCGCAUAACCGGACAGGAAGAUCACGUCAGUGACUCAACCCACUCAAGUUGAGUAUAGCGAAAAAAGCCUGGCACGACGUGACGCACUCCUCCUAGGGACGGCAUGGAAGAGCGCUAGUAAGCCAGUGACUCAGCCCCCGUAAUAGGGUCAGAGGCAGAGAAUACCAGUGGGAACACAAGUGCUUUUUUAGUUUUUUGUUAACUAGGAUUACGAUUUGUUGUCAGGGUUUUGACCAUGGUGUGCGUGCAUGUGUGUGCUUGCACGUGUGUGUGUGUGUGUGUGUUAUGUAGCCGUGGUCAUCUCUCCUGAGAAACUGGAACAGUCUGGCUGUCACACACUCAGGGUACAUGGCCUUCCUCACCUACGACGAGGUCAAAGCCCGGCUUCAGAGGUUCAUCCACAAGCCUGGCAGGUGAGACACACACACUGACAUACACACACUUGCAUGCACUUGCAUACACACUAACACACACAAACAGUGAGGCACACAGACCAUCCAAAUACAUCAACAUGUACACUCACAACUUCCCUCAUGGACCACACACACCUCGCUGAAUGUUGAUCUGCUGCUCGUUCGGCGUGGUGUAUUUUAGGGACCAUUCUACAUGUACAAUCGGUUUGCAAAUUACGGCCGGCCCUCACACACCACACGUCUGUGGUCUGCCUCUGUCCCAGUUAUAUCUUUAGACUGAGCUGCACUCGGCUGGGCCAGUGGGCCAUUGGCUACGUCACUGCAGAUGGGAACAUCCUGCAGACCAUCCCCCACAACAAGCCCCUCUUCCAGGCCCUCAUUGACGGAUACAGGGAGGGAUUGUGAGUACCAUGACAUAGCCAAGAUGAAAGAAUGACCAAAUACUACCUUCUCUGGUUCUAUGAAGGCGUUUGCUAAAUCUGUUAUAAAGUUUCCUCUGAAAGAGGUUGAAAUCAGUUUCUAAGACUACAAACUAAAGUCACCACAGAAUUGCACAUUUAAUUAGUUGAAAUAACAGGAAAUCAUACAGCCUGUGGCUUCAACUGGCCAUUGAAAUGUUUUGGUUUGUUGCUCUCUCUCCAGCUACCUGUUCCCAGAUGGCCGGACCCAGAACCCAGACCUCACAGGGCUGUGUGAGCCCUCCCCACAGGACCACAUCAAAGUCACACAGGUCAGACACACAUACUCACAUCCACUUCAGGUUGUAAUUCAGACUUCAGAUUCAAUUGUGUGACUCAAAAGUUUGCCUACUGUAAUUUUCCAUAGCUUACAAUGCCCUAAACUUACAUUUGUAUACUUAUUCAGAUUUAUGUGUGUCUUUCUCAAGUCAGAAUGCUGUCUGUUUAGAUGGAUGUUUCCUAAAGAAAUGUGUCCUAUUGUAGUAUGCAUACACUGAGAUAUUAUUACAUUUCUGUUGCAUCGCCUUUCUCUUCUCUGUUACAGGAGCAGUACGAGCUCUACUGUGAGAUGGGCUCCACAUUCCAGCUGUGUAAGAUAUGUGCAGAGAAUGACAAGGAUGUGAAGAUCGAGCCCUGUAGCCAUCUCAUGUGCACCUCCUGUCUCACUGCCUGGCAGGUAGGUCCCAGAGUUGGGUCACCCUGAAAUUGUCUAUUGUUUCACUCAAGCAUUUUGUACAUUUUAUCUGGUCAGAUUUAGUCUAUUUUGGUCCUGUGCUGUUGCUCUCCCCUCUUCCUCUCCUUUCUUUUUCUGUCUCUCUCUAUAGGAGUCGGAGGGGCAGGGCUGUCCGUUCUGUCGCUGUGAGAUUAAAGGCACGGAGCCCAUUGUGGUGGACCCCUUCCACCCCAAGAACAAUGGCAGCGGGGCCUCCUUCGCCAGCUUCCAGGGGCCCUACGGGGCGGAGGGAGGGGGCUCCCUGUCAGUCUCCCCGAGCAAUGACGAGGACGAUGACGAGCGCCUGGAGGACCCCCACCUCAACAUGAGCAGGCUGGCCUGCACCAAGGCAAGACCCCCUCGCCACCAGCCACCAUCUAGAACCAGACAGACUUUGUCAUGUUCUCUCGCUUUCUUCUACACACACCAUCUCACAACGUCAUUGUUUCCUUAUGUGCUCAAAGUGAAAAGGCAAUCUAUAAAAGACUUGGUCGUUUUCAGAAUUCACCAAUCAGAUACACCACCCUGUAAAUCAACAACUAAAAAAACAGCUCCUCCAUCUACAUGUUGUAGAAACAGUCUAACGUCUGGAGUUUGUUUUGAUGUCUCCCCUGUGUGUUUUCAGUUAGAGCGCCCACCCUCCCCUGUGACGCCACUGCCCCCGGUGCCCCCCCGGCUGGACCUGCUGCAGCCGAGGCCCCCCAGCUCCCCAGGGGCCCUGGGCCAAGGAGCCACACCCAAGGCAAGUGGAGAACCUAAUCCUUUAAUCACUUAAUCAAAUUCAAGCUUUCUUAUGUAUAUAAGGGUGUGUGACCAUGCAUGUCAUGUGGCAUUUACAUUUCACUAAUUUAGCAGACACUCUAAUCCAGAACGACUUGCAAUGAAUUUACAAUUAUAAAUUGCAUCCAGUCAUAUUAAUAUCUGCUCUCCCCAGAUUGCAGCCCUCCACAGAGACAAACCUUUGCCUCUCCCUCCUGCCCUGCGAGAGUUACCCCCACCUCCCCCACCCGAGCGCCCCUCUCCCCUUGGGCCCCCAGAGGGCCGGCUCCAGAGGAGACCCCUGCCAUGUACACCUCCGGAGCCCAACUGGGCCUCCAACUACAUGGUUCCCCGGCCUGUUGCCAAUGCCCCCCCACAGACCAACGGACCCAGUGACAGUGACUGCAUCCCCAGAGCAAAGCCGCUGGCAGCGACCAACGCUAUCUACUCCCUGGCAGUCAGGUAUGGCAUUUGUAUAGAUAUGGAUAAAAUAUGUGGUAUGUAUGUAAUGUAGAUGUUCAAUUGAGAUUAGUCACUCUGCCCUGAAGAGCUCAGGGAAAUGCAGGUUUUGGUUCUAGUCCAGCACUAAAACACUAGAUUUUAUGUAGUAGUGGUCUUCCAUUCCUGACGUGAUUGGUUGAAUCAGAUGCUCUCUGGGACUUACACUCUCUGGACCCCCUUUUGCCUCCAGAACAGCCUGAAUUCUUCGGGGCAUGUAUUCUUCAAGGUUUCGGAAACGGUCGUUGCUCAGUUGGUAUCAAGGGACCUAAUGUGUGCCAGGAAAACAUUCCCCACACCAGUACACCACCGCCACCAGCCUGUACCAGGCAGGGUGGGUCCAUGGACUCGUGCUGCUUACACCAAAUCCUGACUUGCCAUCAGCAUGACGGAACACAAACCGGGAUUUGUCGGACCAGGCGAUGUUUUUCCAGUCCUCAACUGUCCUGUGUUGGUGAUCGCGUGCCCGCUGGAGCCGGGUCUUCUUUUUUUUUUUUGUUGACAGGAGUGAAACUCGUGUGGUCGUCUGCUGCAAUAGCCCGUCCAUGACAAGGAUCGACGAGUUGUGCGUUCCGAGAUGUCGUUCUGCACACCACUGUUGUACUGCGCCGUUAUUUGUCGGUUUGUGGCCCGCCGGUUAGCUUGCACGAUUCUUGCCAUUCUCUUUAGACCUCUCAUUAAUUAGCUGUUUUCACCCACAGGACUGCCUCUGACUGGAUGUUUUUUGUUUGUUGCACCAUUCUCGGUAAACCCUAGACACUGUCGUGCGUGAUAAAUUCCAGGAGGGUGGACGUUUCUGAGAUGCUGGAUCCGGUGAGCCUUGCAGCAACGAUCAUACUACGCUCCAUGUUGCUUAGGUCACUAGUUUUGCCCAUUCUAACAUUCAGUCGAACAGUAACUGAAUGCCCUGAUGCCCGUCUGCCUGCUUUAUAUAGCAAGCCAUGGCCACGUGACUCACUGUCUGUAGGAGCGAUCCAUUUUUGUGAACCGGGUGGCGUACCUAAUAAACUGAUUGGCUAUAUUCCUUGUUGUAACUCAUGGAACGACUGAUCGGGAAUUCAAACGCGUCAUGUGUAUUACCUGGCUCAGUCUCUCUCUGUCUGUCUGUGUCUCUGUUUGUUGUUAGGCCUCCUCAACGGGCGUCUACUGGUGAGAAGUCGUCUGGGAGUGACGAGGAGAACGAGUACAUGAGCCCCACCUCUCUCCCUGCAGGAGGACCCUCCUGGGCCAUGGCGGGGGCUAUUGUGCCACCACCGCCCCAAACCACUAACCACGACUCACGGUGAGCACUCAAGACCGUCACUAUGAGGUGGCCCAGUAGAUUAUGAUUGUACCAUCCUAGAUGUAUGUAUUUCCUGAAUGGUUUAAAUCUAUGAUCAGUACAGGGUCAUGACUACUGUUUUUCUGAUGCCCCUCCCUCUGCCCGUCAUCUCUCCCGCUCUCUUUCUCCAUCCCUGCCUCUCUCUCUCUCCCCCCCUCCUCUCAUAGAACUGUGGUGUGUGAUGUGGACUGUGAGGACCCUCAGGUGUAUGAGUCCAUGUGUAACAUCAAGGCCCAGGCUAGUGCUGCUGAGCCUCUGCCCGCCCUGUCCCUGCCACAGCCGCCCCCAGAGUCCGGUACAUAGAGAUUCAUUAAGGAUCUCUAUUCUUACCUUUCUGAUGGCUCAUGAAGUUCCAUAAGUCAUACCUUUGUACAAUCAGAAAACCAUCAUCCAACUUGGGCUUGAAUCACAAUCUAUUUAUUUGCUACUAUACCUGGCCAGAAACGUACUAUCUCAAUGAGUGUGGCCAGUGGCCACGAUCGGAUUACAGUUCAUUUUGAUCCCCACCAUUGAUAGGGUUAUCUGUUAAGCCAGUUAUCAUGUAUCUCAGCACAUAGAAAAUGUAUAUUCUGUAUUCGGGGUAUUAAAAUCACUAUCUUUCUUUUUUUAACCCUUUAAUUCUCUUGUUUCCCUCCAGACUACCUAAUUCCGCCCCCUGCGGUUCCCCUGCACCGUGCGGUAGAGGAGAUCGAGGCAAAGGAUCUGUAUGAGUAUGACUACCCCCGACCCCAGGCUCCCCCGGCCCCCGCCAGGCGCACCCUCUCUGAUGUCACCGGCACCUCGGCCGCCUUCAGCUGCCUCACCAUGGACAGCCCGUCUACCAUGGAUGCCUGUAUGUAGCUUAGCAUUAGUGUUUUCAGUCCUUUUACUCUCUUGCUUUAUCAUGUUAACAGAGUUAUAGUUAUCAAACACCAUCUCAUGAACAUGUUCUCUCCUCUCUCUCAGCUAUGUUUGCAUCAGGUCAGGACCCCGAGCGCCCCCCUAAGCCCCUCCCCCGCAGGGUCAACUCAGACCGGCAGCCCUGCCCCCUCACCCCAGAGGCCCUGCCUGCUGCUGCCAGUCCAUCAGCGGGCUCCCGAGGAGCGUCUGGAGGGUCCGCUCCUGUUCCUGGCGCGGAGCUACCCAUCAACGGGGAGAUAGAACGGCUGAUGAGCCAGGGCUAUUCGUUCCAGGACAUCCAGAAGGCCCUGAUGAUCGCCCAGAACAACCUGGAGACGGCCAAGAACAUCCUGCGCGAGUUUGUCUCCAUCCCCUCCACGGCCCACAUCCUCACGUAGCAGCCGCAGCAUCACACACUAUAUCCUUUACCCACUGUGCCAUAAUGGAUAGCAUUUCUACUGCGCUAGUUGUGACAGGUCUGGAAGCGCUGUAUAUUGUAAGGGGAGGAGGACUCACCUUGGUCCCAUGCACAGGCAUCUAGUGAGAUCAUCUAAAGGGUGAGGGAGAAUGCUUCAUGUGGCCUCUGUACGGCCAAGCCUUUGAACCUCACAUGGUCGUUUGUGCUUGCCUCCAGUCUUGUGUGGCUCUAAGCAUUUCCUUGUUUCUGGGUACAGCGUAAAGUAA